Molecule: messenger RNA, 1451 nt
Organism: Aedes albopictus (Asian tiger mosquito)
Lineage: Eukaryota; Metazoa; Arthropoda; Insecta; Diptera; Culicidae
Product: zinc finger protein ZFP2-like
Exons: 2
Coding region: 139-1368 (409 amino acids)
Biological process (GO): regulation of transcription by RNA polymerase II
Cellular component (GO): nucleus
Molecular function (GO): zinc ion binding; sequence-specific DNA binding; DNA-binding transcription factor activity, RNA polymerase II-specific
Source: RefSeq, a predicted model, not a curated record
UAUGUUUUGUGCAGGUAAUAACAUGCAGCUGUCACUGGAGGUAGUUUCCUAACUUCCUAACAAGUACGGAAUAAAGCAGCACCCAGUUAGUGUUUAUAAGUUUUGAAUCGAAAUUAUCAAAAUUGUUUUACCUUAAUCAUGGAUACAGAAGGCAAAUCGAUCCCUAGUGAUGAUCCAAACGGCUACUGUCGGCUCUGUUUUUCCGAUCGUAACUUGGUUUCUCUUUUUGGGUACGAUGCCCAACACCGUCAGCAAUGGUUGGAUGAAAUUUCAAACUGCACGGGAGUCAAAAUUGAAGCAAAUGAAAAUCGACCCAGUUCCAUUUGCUGGAGGUGUGCUGUGGCCGUGGAGGACUUUCAAUUAUUCCGGAAACGGUGCUUGGCGAACGACGCCAUUAUCCAAAGCAAAUAUUCCAACACCGUCGUCAAACAUGGAAAUGUUGAGUGGCUCAUCUCAAUACCAGUAUCUGAGCAUACAGCAGAUUUGAUCUCUGAUGAGAACGAUUCCUUGUUGGAACCCAUGAUCAAACCGCAAUCAAGCUCAGAAAGUAAUCAUGAGGAACUUACUUCCGAAAAGAUAAAUGGCUUGAAUGCGGAUGACUCACAAAUCGCCAGGUCUGUCUCAUGCCACUUGUGUAGAAAUGAAUUUGGCACACGGCAAUCAUUGUAUGUUCAUUUUAAAGAGCAACAUUCCGAGCAUGGUCGACCUUUUAAGUGUGAUUUGUGCCAAGCAACCUUUAAGCGGAAGAGCCAUUUAGACGAUCAUGUGUCUUCACAUACUGGUGAGGUCCGAUAUGCCUGUAAAUUUUGUGGGGAAAAAUUUCUCAGGGCUAAACCACUGAUGCGUCAUCGCAAGAAUUGCCAUAAAGAGUUCCCUUUGAAAAUCAAACCAUCCAAAAGUCAGCCAGCUCAGUCAGAAGGUCAGUUUAAAUGCAACUACUGUCCAAAAUCAUUCAAGCACAGGCCAUCACUGAAUUUCCACGUCAAAUCGCAUUAUGAUUUGCUACCUUUUGUCUGCGAGCAAUGCGAUGCUCGUUUCGUCAGCAAUAAUGGGCUACUAAUACACCGAGGUAAGCACCAUCCAGAUACAGUAAAUGCUUUCAGGACAGUGUCACCAGCAUCACUGGAGCCGAUAAAGAGAGUCAAGUGUACGCUGUGUACUCGGAACUUUGGAGAGCAACGUUAUUUGCUACAGCACAUGAGGUUCAUGCAUCCCAAAGAAUCUGAAGGGCAGAAUAACCAGGAAGCAGAGAGCGGGAUGGCGGUUGAGGAUCCAAUUGAAAAGCAGACUGAUGUGAAUACUGAACCGGAAGCUGUGACGAUAAAGUUUGAAGUUGAGGACAACGAUGACGAAGUGGGCUAUUCCUAAUAAUGAUGUGGUUGAAAUAAAACAAACGUGUAAGAAUCUUUUAGAAAACGAAUAACGUGAUAAUAAAGGCUAAAAUGAACUGA